CCUAUAUUAGCACAUCUAGAUGGCGAGGAAAUACCCGCAUGGUGUACAGGGCGUUUAGUCACUUAUCGCAGCUGCUUUAAGCAGCUGAGUGCUCAGCUGACUAUUGUUACUAUUUCAAUGGUGUCGUGGUGUGCGUUCGAACUUACAUAUUCGUACGACUUUUAUAGAUGAUCAUUCUAAUUUCCAAACGCAAAUAAGCAAAUAUAUUUUACUCUGAGUUAUCAAUCGCUUUGUUGUUAGCAUCGUUGCUAUAUAUAGAAAUUCUUAUAUACAUAUGUAUAGCUACUUACUUAAAAGUACACAUGUGUAUGUAUAUUAUCGCCCGAGUACAGAGUGGAUCGUUAAUUUAAAAAAAUAUGUUUUUACACAAAAAAAAAAGAUGAUCAGGUACAAUUUGUAACAAACCUCAUGCAUCCAAUACAAACUAAUGCCCUAUGGAGAUCAUGUACUUAGAGGGUCGUUUAUAUAUGUAUCAUCAUAUGUACGCGCAUACAUAGCUACCGUAAGUAUCAAACGCCUGUACAUAAAUCACUUUGUAGCAGACACUCAUUCGUACAACUAUUCUACCUGACGUCCUGAAACGUCACUGGAAACAGCUGUUCGUUGCACACACACGCAGAUAUAGGCGGUCCCGUUCACACACGCGUCAGUCAAUUCUCUUCUUGUAUUUAGUGACAUAUAUUCACUUAAACUAAGUAGUGGAAGUCGCUCUCAUAGCUCAGUUCCAAACAAACGGUGGCGCUGUAAAGUACGUACUUGGUCAGUUCGAGCGAGAUGUGGAAAGAUCACAAAAAGCUGAUAUGGCACCAGCUUUUUCAAAAUUGAGCGAUCCCCUGCGACAGUUAAUUUGGGUACUUAUACUUUUGUUGUCUUUGUUGUUGUUGGUACAAGUUUGUGAAGCGGAAAAACCACCGAAGUUUCUUUGCGGCGACGCUCUGGACAUUAUGCUAUUCAGUGUUUGCAAGAAUGGCUUCAAUAAAAAAAAUUUGGAUGGCCCCAUACGUUUUCUGCGCAGUCGCAGGCACGCCGAUCGAUUUCUGUUACCACUAAAAUUUACGACACAAUUCCAACGGGAGGCAUCAGUAGUACCCAGGAAAGGAAAGCGUCAUCCUAGUCUGAAGCGCAUGCUAAAGGAGGAGGCCCGCUGGCGUCGAAAACAUCGAAUCACUGGGAAGCGCUUGCGGCGGCAGGUGACCCAUACCACUGGAAUAGCGGACGAAUGCUGCAGCUACGGUUGUGCCUACUCCGACAUUGCUAGAUAUUGCGCGGGCCAAGUUUAAGCAUCCAGUGACCACAGUCAGCUGAUGGCAAAAAACAAAAUAUUAUUCUAGUUUUAAUUAAGAGCAAAGAACUUGGGAGGAAGAAGGAAACCGUAUUACAUCACAAUUCAAUUUUCAAGAUGCAAACUCAGUUUAUACUUAAAUAUAAUAGAUACAUUUCUUUAUAUUUAACUAUAAUAAUAUUCUAAAAAUUAACGAAGUGAUAAAUGCAUAUUAUUAUAAAUAAAACCUAAAAAUUAUCUGCAAGUUAUAAGUGACAAAUUGUUAAUGGUGAUUAAAGUGAUCUAAUGCCUUAAAACUAAGUUUUGUGCACUAAAAUUGUACUAAUCUAUCAAUUUACUUUACAUAUGUAUAUGUAUGUAUUAUAAUCUGUAAUGGAUCCCAUUCGUUUUAAUGCCUGAUAAGGUACUAGUCGAAGUUUUCAUAUCUUAGGCAUAUUGGAGUUCGUAAGUAACUAACUUUGUUGUACCCUGUCGAUUUAGCAAGUAAUAAAUUAGAACAUCGGAUCGGUUCCAAUGAAACAUAA
Molecule: messenger RNA, 1806 nt
Organism: Bactrocera oleae (olive fruit fly)
Lineage: Eukaryota; Metazoa; Arthropoda; Insecta; Diptera; Tephritidae
Source: RefSeq, a predicted model, not a curated record